Sphaerodactylus townsendi is the source of this 1155-nucleotide messenger RNA. RefSeq names its product PTTG1 regulator of sister chromatid separation, securin (gene PTTG1). Lineage: Eukaryota; Metazoa; Chordata; Lepidosauria; Squamata; Sphaerodactylidae. The record is from RefSeq and is a predicted model, not a curated record. The transcript has 6 exons. Gene Ontology annotation, cellular component: nucleus; cytoplasm. Gene Ontology annotation, biological process: chromosome organization. The coding region runs from base 493 to 1071 and encodes 192 amino acids.
UCUCCUGGUAUUUCCCAACCCAGAGCUGGCAACGUUAGUCCUGGGACAUCUAAAUCCCAAACAAAGGCAACAGUUCUGAAGCCCUGCCACAUAGCAGCGUCCCCCAAUACUUCUGAACCCGCAACGUGCAACUGCGUUUGACGGCUUUGGGUAUCCAGACUAAUCUUUCGCAACAGGGUUUCUUUUCCCGAGAAACUCAUCCCUCCAUUGUUGUCUCCACCCCUCCUUUCUGUAUUGGUUUGGAAGCGUCCAACCGGCAGGCAGGCAACGUCAGCCAAUGAGGGGCGAGCUAUGGAAUUUAAAAUCACGUAGCAAACGGUGUAGCCUUUGAAAUGUGAGCCUUCUUUUUAUUCUCCAAGUACAGGUGGCUAACAGGAUUUUAUUGGUUUGUUUUGACCUGUCGUUGCUGCGGUGUUGUGACGAACUAGCAGUUUCCUUGUGCCGGUUUUCCUACUUUAGCGAUAGACUAGUGGUGGUAGGCCUUUGAUAAGGAUGGCAACCCCUAUCUUCAUGGACAAAGAAAAUGGUAACAUUGGCGCUGCUGCUGCUUCAAAGACUCGACUAAGACUGCUGUCAGGAUCUUCAAAGACUUUUGUUGAAAAAUCUAACCCGAAGACUCCACUUGCUGGAAGGACAGCUAAUGUAAAUUUAGCAACUACCUGUUCCAUCAAGAAGGCCCUUGGAAAUGUGAACAGGACUGUAACAUCCAAAAAGCAUCAAAUCCCGAGAGGAAAGAAGUUCCUAUCUGUAAAAAAGGUUGCUGAGAGUACAAGUAGAGUUGAAGGGUGCAGUGUGACCACUGAAGACUGUCCAGAAAAGGAGAAUUUCUUUCCCUAUGAUCCUUUAGACUUUGAGAAUUUUGAGGUUCCUGAGGAGCACAGACUGAGCCAUAAAUCACUGACUGGUGUUCCUCUUAUGACAUUUGAAAAUGCAUCUGAGAGGUUUCAAAGCGUGAUCUUCUUGACUGGACAACCAUCUUCAAUUUCUUGGGACUUUGACACUCUUCAGUCAACUACAGAUUUCCUACCUACUUUGGAUGAAAUAGUAAUUGACUUGCCCCCUCCUCUGUAACAUAUGCAGACUGUAAUUUAAGCUGUAUUCUGAGUAUAUUUUAUUUGUGGCAAUAAUAAAGAAUUUGUGUUCUGUAUACCACAA